Messenger RNA from Aspergillus affinis, 2208 nucleotides. Its product is annotated as PLP-dependent transferase. The record is from RefSeq and is a predicted model, not a curated record. The transcript has 4 exons. Gene Ontology annotation, molecular function: nucleic acid binding; RNA-DNA hybrid ribonuclease activity. Bases 1 to 2208 code for a protein of 735 amino acids. NCBI's taxonomy places the organism in Eukaryota, Fungi, Ascomycota, Eurotiomycetes, Eurotiales, Aspergillaceae.
AUGGCAGAAAAGCCUCUCUUUCCUCUGAAGUCGUUUUGCUCGGUUCCCGGCAUCGCCCAUGCUUGUGCUGCCGGGGAAUCGUUGCCCCUAAACGCAUACAACACAGCCCUUGCAAACUACAUCAAUGACAAAUCUGGAGGUCAUACAGGUCGUCACAACCAGCAGCAGCACAUUGAAGAUGUGAGAGCUCUAAUAUCCCAGGCAUGGAACGUCAGCGUCCGAGAAGUUGGGUUUGCGCCGAGCGUUGCUGAAGGCGUUUCGAUUAUUCUCGACUCGUUGGAUUGGAAAGCUGGGGACAAUGUUUGUGUUCACGAGAACGAAUUCCCUAAAAUGCGCUAUUACAGUGACCAAAAUCCCCAAGACGUGGUGAACAGCAAAACCCGCGUAAAUGCGGUCAGCUACGUGUCAUACUAUGACGGGAGACGAGUUGAUCUUUCAAUUUAUCGACAAAUUGCGGAUUCAGUGGGCGCUAUCCUCCUGGUGGAUUUCACCCAAGCUGCCGGAUACAGCCCAAUCGAUGCCAAUAUUGCCGACUUCGCAUUUUGUGCCUGCUUCAAAUUCUUACUUGGCACGAGCGGGGCUGCAAUUGCCUUCUGGAACCAGAAAAGACAGCCGAAAUGGCGGCCGACCACAGCAGGAGGGUACUCUUUUGCUCUCGGGGAGGCUCGCCCAGAUUGGGAAACGAACUCGUUAGCGAUUCGUGACAAUGCUAUGUGUUUUAGUUCUGGGAACCCUGCUCAUCUCGCUAUCUAUAUAUUGCGUGAAGCCUUACAAUUCCUCAAACAAUGGGACCCUAUCGACGUUGAACGGCAUGCUCAAACUUUGACUACAAUGCUGCUCAAACAGCUACAAGAAGAAAGCAUUCCGUCCUCCACGCCAGCUGAGAAAGUACAGCACGGUGCCAGCGUCACCAUCAACGGUGUAGGUGCUUCUGAGAUUGUGGAUGAGAUGAAGAGCGUUGGUGUGUACGCGUGGGAUGGUCUUGGGAGGGCAAAUGAAAAUACGUUUUCGGAUGUUAAUAGAGUCACUAUUUUUCCUAACGACUAUGGAAAUCACUUAUCCAAAUUCGCCCCCGAUAAGUUCGAACUCAAUCAUUUCAAGAACCCGUUUCGCCCUGACCCUGCGGUAGAACGACCUGUACCGCAGGAAUAUAUAUAUACUGAGCCGUGGCAGGGGGAGGACCCAGAGGUUGACAACUGGGAUCCCCCAGUGGAACCCCCUGGUCACGACCAGCUGCCCAUCAAGGACCACGCAACCGGCUUUAUCAUCAAGCCAGUGGAGCACGCCAAAUACCUAGAAAUCUGGCUCGAUAGGACCCUUUCGUUCGACACUCACAGGGCUAAGGCCCUUGCUAAGGCAAACGGGACUUUGGAAGCCCUCCGCAGCAUCUCAGGCUCGACCUGGGGGACCUCCCUGCUGAGCAUGCGUCGCAUCUACCUGGCAGUGACGGUCAGCUACAAGAAGCUCCAGAAGACGGUCAAUGAAUUCCAGAGGAUUCAAACCCGCGCAGCUGUUCUUAUCAGUGGCGCGUUUCGUAAAACGGCCUCAGCCGCACUGGGGGUAGAGCUUUACCUCUCCCCUAUGCAAAUACAGAUGCAACAAACCGUUCAGGAGGCGGCCGUUCGGAUCCAAACCGGGCCGGCUAUAGCCUGCCCCCGGGGGCUGCGCUGGGAAAGGUCGAAAGAGGCAUUCAAGGCCUCCGGAUACUCUCCGAUGGAGGCGCUGAAGUGGAAGAAAACAGGCCCGCUAUAUAUGUACGGCGGCAGGCAGGAGGAGUGGGAGACCAGACGGGCUCACGUGUUAGCCCCGUGGGAGUUGCCCCUGAGGUGCAUCACUGAGGGGGCAGAGGAGGCAGUACAGACCCACGAUAGAAUCUGCCGCGAGGACCGGCAGAUCUGGUAUACAGAUGGAAGCGGUUAUCAGGGGAUGAUCGGAGCCGCCGCGGUCUUUAUUCGAGCAGGCAGGAACGCCAGGAAGUACCUAGGAACGGAACUGAACUCUACAGUCUACGUGGGGGAGUUAGAAUGGACCCGAAUGGCCCUGGAUCGGGCGAAGCCUACCCCAAUCACGGUCUUCUCAGAUAGCCAGGCAUCUAUUCAAGCCGUGCGCAACCCUGACCGGCCAUCGGGCCAGUACGCACUGUGGGCUAUCUACGGGAGGAUUAGGGCCCUGCGGAGCGAGGGCCUGGAGGAUGCUGAACUGCGUUAG